Hermetia illucens (black soldier fly) is the source of this 823-nucleotide messenger RNA. Its product is annotated as probable RNA-binding protein EIF1AD. Gene Ontology annotation, molecular function: translation initiation factor activity; RNA binding. Gene Ontology annotation, cellular component: nucleus. The record is from RefSeq and is a predicted model, not a curated record. The transcript is spliced from 2 exons. Gene Ontology annotation, biological process: translational initiation. NCBI's taxonomy places the organism in Eukaryota, Metazoa, Arthropoda, Insecta, Diptera, Stratiomyidae. The coding region runs from base 308 to 772 and encodes 154 amino acids.
AUGAUUUAGUAGCUAAAGUACUGAGGAAGAGAGUAAGUAGCUCUCGAAAUAGGUAUUUACUAUUACAAUAUAUUGUAGUAGCAUCUGGCAACUCGAUUGCCGUGAAUUAAGCGAUUCUAAUGGUUAGUUUGCCAUUCAUUGAAUGACAAGUGGCUGUCAAAGUUAGCUGGUCCCCUUGAAACUUAAGGAUUCUUCCUGCAAACUUGUUUUAAAUGUAUUUUUAUGAUCAGAGUUUUUUACAUCACUAUAAAAGUCAACUGUUACCUCAGAGCAAAAACGGGCGCUAGCAUCAUUCUGUAAGUAAAAAAUGUCGCGUGUAACAAAACGUAAACAUGUCAUGAAGGAAAUGUUCACUGAUGAUUUUGAACUGCCGAAAGAAAACCAGCAAAUUGUCCGAGUAGUGAGCAGUCGAGGAAACAAUCUGCAUGAGGUCGAACCGGCCGCAGAUGGCGAACAUUUUCUGGUUUCGAUGCCAACUAAGUUCCGCAGAAACAUUUGGGUGAAACGCGGCGACUUUGUCCUAGUCGAACCUAUUGAAGAAGGAGAUAAGGUCAAGGGAGAAAUAUGUAAAAUCUUGACAGCCGAGCACGUAAAAGAGUUUUCAAAGGAAGGAAUCUGGCCGAAGAAAUUCACCAAGAAGAGAGAGCUAGAACAAGAAGACGACGAACUUUUCCGCAAUGUCAAUAGGCGCUACGAGGAAUCCUCGGAAGACGAUUCGACAGGAAGUGACGAAGAAGGCAACUCUACGGAGGAUGAUGAAACACAAACAUAAUUGUGAUAAAUUAUUAAGAAAAAAAAACAAUAAAUGAAAAUUGCGCACGUA